CGGUGAGGUCUGUCUGCAACAGAAAAAUGUGACAAAAACCGCAGAAGAAAACGUGUGCAAAGCGGAUCUUACAAAAAAUGAGUCAAAACGACGUCGGAAAGCUGUGCGGAAGGUGUUAGACAUGUCGGCCAUUUCAUGGUGAGUCGAUUUAUGAAGAACGAAACAGAGUCCCAAAUACUUUUUAAAAAGAAAUCCCCGAGACAAAAAAAAAAAAAAAAAAAAGUAUCUCUUUGUAGAUUAUAGAAUCUCUUUGAUUCUCUCAACAGAUCGAUCUCUUUGUAUAGAAAAGAGGUCUCGCGUCAGAGAAUUUUCGGUUGCUUUAUAGUUGGUGGUUGCAGAAUUACGGAUUUUAAGCUUUAAUUUUUGUUGCGGAAUUCGAAACAGUGUUGAGACGUUUUGACUGAUUCCGAAGAAUGUCAGGUUGUGAACAAACGAGAGAGAGAUUCUCAGAUUCCGAGUGCACGGAGGACGAGCCACGGCGUUCCAGGAUCGGGACCCUGAGGAAGAAGGCGAUUAGCUGUUCGAGUAAACUCACACAUCCUUUGAAGAGGAAAGGGAAACGGAGAAUCGACCUCCCGAUUCCUUUCAUCGAGGAUGUUAGGGACGAGAGAGAAGAGAAGAUCGUUUCUACACUGCGUCAAGAGCUUCUCAACAAACACCUGUUGCCUCCAAGGCACGACGAUUACCACAUGCUGCUGAGGUUUCUCAAGAACACGGAGUUCAACAUCGAGAAAACCGUCACGGCGUGGGAAGAAAUGCUGAAAUGGAGGAGAGAUUUUGGAACAGAUCGCAUUAUACAGGAAUUCAAUUUCAAAGAGCUGGAGAAAGUCACGAGGCAUUAUCCUCAAGGGUAUCAUGGAGUUGAUAAAGAUGGUAGACCAAUCUAUAUCGAGAGGCUCGGGAAAGCUCAUCCCGGUAAGCUCAUGGAUGUCACCACGAUAGAGCGGUACUUGAAGUACCAUGUCCAAGAAUUCGAGAGGGCCCUUCUAGAGAAGCUCCCUGCGUGUUCCGUUGCAGCGAAGCGACGAGUCACUACAACGACUACGAUACUAGAUGUUGAUGGCCUGGGGAUGAAGAACUUUUCUCCUACAGCUGCAAAUCUCCUUGCCUCCAUUGCUAAAGUAGAUUGCAAUUAUUACCCUGAGACUUUGCACCGAAUGUUCAUUGUCAAUGCAGGGAUUGGAUUCAGGAGUUUGCUUUGGCCUGCCGCCCAGAAGUUUCUUGAUCCGAUGACUAUCGCAAAGAUACAAACACUCACCAUCACUUGUAUUGCUCAGGUUUUGGAGCCAAAGUCCUUGUCAAAGUUACUUGAAGCAGUUGAUUCCAGCUCGUACAUCACAUGGAAGUAAACCCUGUACCGGAAACUACAAGAGGUCCUCUUCAUAUUAGAGAUUAUGAUUCCACCACUAGCAUGAACCCGCCUGAAGCUAGUACAUCAGACGGUGAUAAAUUCAUUACCACCGUGGAAUCUGCAGAACCGGCUCAAGGAGAAUGGUCUCAAGCUCAGUUACUUAACACGAAUACUGGAAACUCUACUUCUGCAAAUACAUACAGAAGAGAAGGUGGUCAGGUUCUACGGUUUAGUGCUCUUAGAGAGAAAAUUAAAGGCGAGAACAUCAUUCACUUGGUGAAGAUAAUACUAGCCUUCCCACUGAAGCUAUUUGCUCUGUUUAGUUUCUUGUUACCUGGAUACUGGCAAAGACAGAACUGUGUCGAUGUCCCAGAUUCAUCGAUAAACAACCAGGUUGUUCAGUGUUUAGAUCGUCUUAAGAAGCUAGAGAAAGAAUUCACAGAGAUUAGUAGAAUUCCUGUAAAAAUCCCAGAAGCAAGCGAGAAGCUAUUAGCGGAAUCUCUCGAGAGGAUCAAGUCUCUAGAACUCGAUCUUGACAAAACCAAAUCAGUGUUACAUUUAACAUUUACAAAACAGCUUCAAAUCACAGAACAGCUUGAAUCUGGUUACCAAGAAGAACGAAAAAAGCGAUGCUGUAUCUGAAGCUUUUUGGUCGUACCGAAACGGUGACUUGUAAUAUACUUUACAGAAACUGAGGGGAUGAAAAAAAAAAGUCUAUUGAAACAUUUGUGUUUGAGAUUUGAAGUUUUGAACCGAUGUGGAAACUGUGAUGCAUAUAGUUUUGAAUAUUGGACAGUUCGCAUUAUGUAGAUUAUUAUGUCGUUCUGUCUAAAUAAAUGAUAAUUUAUUUUAAAUACUCCAUUGAUUAGAAUUAAAUGAGCGUUGUAAAGUGUAAACGUUAACCAUAAACAAUG
Molecule: messenger RNA, 2265 nt
Organism: Thlaspi arvense
Lineage: Eukaryota; Viridiplantae; Streptophyta; Magnoliopsida; Brassicales; Brassicaceae
Source: the annotation of a GenBank genome assembly